UUUUCUUUUUUGGCUAGUUUGUUUCAUUUCUCUCUUAUAAAUUUCAUUUUCCCUCACUCCACUCCUUCACCGAAAGGACUCCGUGAGCAACAGAGUAGCCCAUAGACGGCGAUGGAGCAGUUCAAAGGGCAGUCGCGUCUACCCAAAUUCGCAGUCCCCAAACGCUACGACAUCAAGCUGAAACCGGAUCUCACCGCUUGCAGAUUUUCCGGCAUUGUCGCCGUCGACGUCGAAAUUGUCGAAACCACCACCUUCCUUGUCCUGAAUGCCGCCGAGCUUUCCGUUUCUCGAUCUUCUCUCUCUUUUCAAUCACGGGUCUCAUCUCAGGUGUUCGAGCCUUUGGCGGUGCAGAUGUUCGUAGAAGAUGAGAUUUUGGUGGCGGAGUUUGCUGAGGCUCUUCCGAGAGGGAUGGGAGUUUUGAAGGUUGGCUAUGAAGGAACCCUAAAUGACAGAAUGAAGGGAUUUUAUAGGAGUACCUAUGAGCUUAAUGGGGAGAAGAAGAACAUGGCAGUAACACAGUUUGAACCAGUUGAUGCCAGGCGGUGCUUUCCAUGCUGGGAUGAGCCAGCUGUUAAGGCUACAUUCAAGAUCACAGUGGACGUGCCAUCUGAACUCAUAGCUCUUUCAAACAUGCCAAUAAUUGAAGAAAAACUGGAUGGUCAACUCAAGACGGUUUUCUUCCAAGAAACACCAAUCAUGUCUACGUAUUUGGUGGCAGUUGUCAUCGGUUUGUUUGAUUAUGUGGAAGAUCAUACAUCUGAUGGAAUUAAAGUUCGGGUAUAUUGUCAAGUUGGUAAAGCAAAUCAAGGGAAGUUUGCUUUGCAAGUUGCUGUCAAGACACUAGACCUGUACAAAAAAUAUUUUGCUGUGCCAUAUGCACUACCGAAGUUGGAUAUGAUAGCAAUCCCUGAUUUUGCUGCUGGGGCCAUGGAGAAUUAUGGUUUAGUAACAUACCGUGAAACAGCUUUGCUCUAUGAUGAGCAGCAUUCUGCAGCUGCUAAUAAGCAGAGGGUUACAAAUGUUGUAGCCCAUGAAUUGGCUCAUCAGUGGUUUGGCAAUCUUGUAACAAUGGAAUGGUGGACACAUUUAUGGCUGAAUGAGGGAUUUGCAACAUGGGUUAGCUAUUUGGCAACUGACAGCUUGUUUCCAGAAUGGAAAAUUUGGACUCAAUUUCUUGAUGAAAGUACUGAGGGCCUUCGGCUGGAUGGGCUUUCAGAAUCACAUCCCAUUGAGGUGGAAAUAAACCACGCUGCUGAGGUUGAUGAAAUAUUUGAUUCAAUAAGUUAUAGAAAAGGUGCAUCUGUUAUCCGGAUGCUACAAAGCUAUCUUGGUCCUGAAAGUUUUCAGAGGGCCCUUGCUUCAUACAUAAAAAGAUAUGCUUGCUCGAAUGCAAAGACAGAAGACUUAUGGGCUGUCCUUGAGGAGGAAUCUGGUGAACCUGUGAACAAGCUAAUGAAUUCAUGGACGAAGCAGAAAGGCUACCCAGUUGUGUCUGUCAAGAUCGAGGAUCAAAAAUUGAAGUUUGAGCAGUCGCAAUUCUUAUCAAAUGGUUCUGCUGGAGAUGGACAGUGGAUUGUACCAAUAACUUUAAGUUGUGGCUCUUAUGAUGCUCGCCAGAAUUUCUUGUUACAAACUAAGUCAGAAACUGUUGAUAUAAAGGAAUUGCUAGGUUGUUCAAUUACAGAGACAAGAGAUGGAGGGAAAACUAUUAAAACUGGUGCACUAUGUGCUUGGAUUAAACUUAAUGUCGACCAAACAGGUUUCUACAGGGUGAAAUAUGAUGACGAUCUUGCAGCUAGGCUUAGAUAUGUGAUAGAGAGCAUGUACUUGUCUGCAACUGACAGAUUUGGAAUUUUGGACGAUUCAUUUGCCCUGUGUAUGGCUCGUCAACUGCCUUUGACCUCUUUGCUUAAAUUGAUGGGUGCUUACAGGGAGGAACUUGAUUAUACAGUGCUUUCGAACUUGAUUAGUGUAAGUAAUAAAGUUGCAAGGAUUGCAGCAGAUGCUACUCCUGAUUUAUUGGAUUAUAUUAAACAGUUCUUUAUGAGCCUUUUCCAAUAUCCUGCAGAGAAACUUGGUUGGGAUCCUGUACAAGGUGAGGGUCACUUAGAUGCCAUGUUGAGAGGAGAGCUUUUGACUGCCCUCAUUAUGUUUGGCCAUGGUGCAACACAAGAUGAAGCAAGUAGGCGUUUUUAUGCAUUUUUAGAAGACAGAAAUGCACCCUUGCUCCCUCCAGAUUUGAGAAAGGCAGCAUAUGUAGCUGUAAUGCGGAAUGUUAGCACAUCAAACAGAACUGGCUAUGAGGCUCUUCUGAGGGUUUAUAGAGAGACUGAUCUGAGCCAGGAAAAAACUCGCAUUCUAAGUUCCUUAGCAUCUUGUCGGGAUCCUGACAUUAUCCUUGAAGUUCUCAACUUUUUGUUGUCCUCUGAGGUUCGAAGUCAAGAUGCAGUUAUUGGACUUGCUGUUAGUAUGGAAGGACGAGAGAUAGCUUGGACAUGGCUGAAGGAUAACUGGGAUCGUAUUGCAAAAAUGUAUGGGUCAGGGUUUCUACUUACCCGCUUUGUUGGCGCAAUUGUCUCACCAUUUUCUUCUCAAGAGAAAGCAAACGAGGUAGAGGAGUUCUUUGUGAACCGGGACAAAACUGCCAUUGCCAGGACCUUGAAGCAAAGCAUUGAGCGUGUUAACAUCAAUGCUAACUGGAUUCAGAGCAUUCAGAAGGAGGCUAACCUCGCAGAUGUGGUAAAAGAGUUGGUGCACAAGAAAUUCUAGGGAAAGUUUUGGUGUUAAAUACCCAAAAAUAUCAAACCGACCAAAACAGGAACUUAAUAAACGUGCAACAUUUGCAGCCAUCAUGUUCUUAUCAUGUGCAUUUUGGUGAUAUUGGAGUGGCUUCUUUUUUUAUAACAAAGUGUUCUAUUCUGAGUACCAUGCUGGUAAUUGAUGCAUUUUUACUUA
This is a messenger RNA of Malania oleifera, 2955 nucleotides long. RefSeq names its product aminopeptidase M1. Gene Ontology annotation, molecular function: zinc ion binding; peptide binding; metalloaminopeptidase activity. The transcript is spliced from 19 exons. NCBI's taxonomy places the organism in Eukaryota, Viridiplantae, Streptophyta, Magnoliopsida, Santalales, Ximeniaceae. Gene Ontology annotation, cellular component: cytoplasm. Bases 112 to 2769 code for a protein of 885 amino acids. Gene Ontology annotation, biological process: peptide catabolic process; proteolysis. The record is from RefSeq and is a predicted model, not a curated record.